AGAAGGCGGCGCGUACAAAACACACGUAUUGAAGUAUAUACAUACAUAUGUUUAAAGUUUUCUCCGCCAAUUUAGAUUAGGUUUUAUAUAGCAGAUGUUUGUGAAGUGAUUUGGCGGAGCAUUUAAAAACAUACACACAAAUAUAUAUGUACAUACAUACAUAUGCAUAAUUAUUUUGAAAAAUAUGUCUGAGAACAUUAAAUUCGAAGUGACCAAUGAAAAAGCUCACAAAAUUCCAGUGAAAUCACAUAAUAAUGCAAAACACGAUGUGCGCUUUGAAAUAACUGAUAAUUUAAAACACGAUCGCGUUCGUUUCAAAAAUAACUCUCACGCAAUUGAAGUGCCAACACAUAAUUCACACAAAAUUGUGCCAAAAAAUACAGUAAUAAAUUUAAAAGAAAAUCCCAAAAAUAUAUCAAAACUUUUAACAGUUAAUGACACAAAAAACGAUUUUGUCAUACAAAUUAAAAAUGACACGAAGCAUAAACGAAGAAGUGAUUCAAAGCAUCCAUCCACACAUGCGACGCUUUCGAAAGCCGAAUCUAAAAGCUCUUUGAGGAGCGAUCAUAAAAUUUUAAUAAAGUCAGACUCAAAAUCAACAUUGCGUAGUGUCGAAUCAAAAAGUGAUUUGAAAUCACUCUCUGGCACAUUGCCCAGACGAGAAUCAAGCGACACUGUGAAAGGUAACAGUUUGAAUAGAACACUACAGAAAGUGGAUUCCAAAUCGACGCUUAAAAGUGAAACGAUCUCUACCACAGACGCCCCAAGUAGCAACAGCACACAGACGAAAAGAAGUCUUGAAUCAAUGACUGAUGAGGAGAUAAUAGAGGAGAAUCUGAAGGAGUUACUGGAACACAAAAAUCACGAAGAACGUAAAGCAAAUGGAAGAGUGGUUGCGCUCGCUUUGGCAUUUCUGGUCAUAUUCAUUGCUCUCUAUAAUUUUUAUCUAAAACCAUGGUUGAGCGAUACACAAAAGGAUUUCCAUCUGACUGGAAUUUUGGGGCCGCUGCUAAUUAUGAUUGCUUAUGGUGGAUGGGUAGCAUUGCUGGCGAAGCGUGAUAAACAGCGUCAAGUGUUAUUUGAACAACAUUUGGAAGAAGUUAUGGAACGAAACAAAAUUGAGUUGGCGAAAAAGGCAAAAUUGCUAAAGAAGAAGAAGAAAAUGGAAGAUGAACAACGCAAAGCGAAUGAGAAAGUCGCAAAGCAACAGCGGCUUGGCAGUCAUCGUCCCAGUUUUCGAGAGAAGCUGUUCGGUCCGCGGACGCCGGCGCUGCAGCCUUCAACUAAUUUUCUGACAAUUGCAGUCACUGCGGCGGCACCUUCGCAAAUUGUGGUGGAAUCAAAGAAGAAUCGAUUGGAACGUAUGGAUGCCUUAGUGCUACCUCAUCCGCCUGUGCGUACAGGUUCAGCGCCAUAGUUGGCAAACAGGCGUGUUCACAAAUGAGAGAGUGCCAAUAUGCUCUGGCAGGAAGUCAGUGCAACUAUGAAAAAUGUUACCAAAAACAUUUAAAAUGGGAAUUUUAUACAUUUGAAAUUUUACACAACAUUUCAAUAUAUAUAUAUAUAUAUAUAUUUAUCGAAUGCUGUCUGUUUAUCUUUCAAAUGCGCAUCUCCUACAUUUCUAAUUUGUUCAUUAAUUUAGAUUUUUAUUUUCAUAAACACAAACAACUGUAGAUACACCCGUAAAAAUUUACUAAACAUAUAUACAAAUCUAUAAAUAAACCUCUUUGAACAAAAAAUCGAAAAUUAUAUUUUAAAUUUAUCCUCAGUUAACCUUAAUCUCCGUCCAUUUCAUAUUUUGUUUUAUGCACGAUCUUUCGUGGGGAUCAGUUUGGCUUAAACCUAUUUCUAAGAACGAUCACCUCGUUAAUCAUCAUAAAUUUACAUGGGUAUGUUUGGAUAUGUAUAUGUAUAUGUAUAUUUGUUGUAUGUAGCAAAUCAGUAUUCUUAAAGUGCAUUUAC
This is a messenger RNA of Rhagoletis pomonella (apple maggot), 1962 nucleotides long. RefSeq lists its product as uncharacterized. The transcript has 3 exons. Bases 185 to 1417 code for a protein of 410 amino acids. Lineage: Eukaryota; Metazoa; Arthropoda; Insecta; Diptera; Tephritidae. The record is from RefSeq and is a predicted model, not a curated record.